UCGACGUCGAGACGCCAUCGACGAAGGACACGCGCCGCGACGCUUCUUUCUAGAAAUUUGAAUAUGUAAACAUAUUUAUUCGGUACAAUAGUUGACAUAGAAAUCGAAGCGAAAGUCUUCCUUCGACCUCGAUGUGCGAAAAAACGGAUUCCCAUUAAUUGAUCUAAAUGUGCAGUAAACUUCUCAUUUUGGAGCACUAUUCCUAUAAAUCGUCAGAAUUGUCUACAAGUUUAAUUGAACAACGCAAGUUUUAGAAUCUCACAUAUGUUAUAGUCGAAUAAAAAAAGGGCACCGAAAAAAAAAACUAGUAAAAAACAGCAAAAAAAAAUUAUGUUCGAUGAUCCAGAACCGGUAUUACCCGCUCCUCGUGUUCUUGUGAAUCACCGACGUGAAACCAGCUAUAAAUUCUUCUAGAAAAAAACACCCUCGGUGAUUAUUCAAAUAAAUCACAGGAGGUGGUCGAUCAUCCCCUGCCGUGCAGGAAGUUCUCGGUGCAGCGUCCGCCUCGGCAUCAGAAUCGCAAAUGAUUGCGACGCAGGCAGUUUCUAGGGGUGGUUCUCGCCUCGGUCAGUACGAAGACGGUAGUGCGCCCGGAAUGGUUUCUGGUAGCACUGGCGCUGGGGGUGGAAUGGCCGGGGGUAGCAUCCCCUCGGAGGACCAGGUGGCAGCACGUAACGACGAUUCCCCUCAACCUGCGAUGCCGAUGACCUCCACUAUGCCGGGAAGAGGCGCUGCGGACACCGACGAUGUGGACAGCGACGAGGAUGGCGUGAACCUGGGGAUCGGUGGAGGUGGAAUCGGUGGUGGUGGAGCCAGUGGAGGAGGUGGGGAUGGCAACGGAGGCAUGGGUGGAUAUUGGAGGCAGCACAGCAGACCUUCUAGUCCUCGUAUGCCGCCCCCAGAGCAGCCGGAGACCAGGCCGAAAAGCCGUCAGGAACCGGCGCCGCCGAGGUACAAUAAUCUAGGAUAUUGGAGGGCCAGACGCGUCACUUUCUACAAAAAUGGAGACCCUUAUUUUCCCGGCGUCGAAUUCAGAUUUAAACCCGGUCGGGAUAUCGGAUCGCUCGAAGCUCUACUGGAUCGACUGUCCCUGCGUCUCGAUCUGCCCCGGGGGGCUCGGCACAUUUUUUCAAUGGACGGUGACCGUAAGGUGACCUUGGACGAACUGGAAGACGGAGCUUCGUAUGUGGUUUCUAGCUACAAGACGUUUAAGCCCGCAAGCUACGGGAAGAAGAGUAACACGUGGUACGCAACCCCAGGGGGUGGCGGAGGGGUGGCGGGCGCCAGAGCAGGUGGAACUGGAUGGAGUAGACCCCCAGCGGUCGGAAGUCUUAGCCGCAAAGCGUCAAUCAGCGACGAAGCGCCUCCGCCUGGGGGUGGAAAACCUUCGUCCGGGCGGGUCAUCAGAAUCGUCAAUAAUCUCGAUCACACCGUGCAGUGCCGCGUUCUGCUGAAUCUUCGGACGUCGCAGCCAUUCGAAGAGGUCUUGGAAGACUUGGGUCAGGUACUCAAGAUGAAUGGAGCUAAGCGAAUGUUCACCGUAACGGGGUUAGAGGUGCGCAGCUUUUCUCAAUUACGAAACGAGUUCGCGGACGUGGAUACUUUUUACCUCGGAGGUGGCACGGGGAUCGGAGCUGUUGCGAUCACAGCAUCCCCGGCGCGAAGAUCCAGAUCUCGAGGUCCGCCAACCGUCGUUGAAGAUCUGAGUCGACAGAGACGCGCUCGAAGUAAGAGUAGACCACGAGCACUCUACGCCCCCGAAUCGGAAGUCGUCCGAGUGAACGACUACAGCGUAGUCGAAGUGCUGCGAGAGGAACCAACCAGAGUAACGAUCAGGGGAUUGCGACGUUCUUUUUACCCGCCGUCGCUGCUUCCACCGGUUGAUAAUUCACCACCGGAAAAGAAGCUCCAACUCGAAUGGGUCUACGGAUACAGAGGAACUGAUACCCGCAGAAAUCUCUGGGUUCUCCCCAGUGGAGAACUCCUUUAUUACGUUGCUGCGGUCGCCGUACUCUACGACAGAGAAGAGAACGCGCAGAGGCACUACAUCGGUCACACCGAGGACAUCACCUGCAUGGAGGUUCAUCCGAGUAGAGAACUCGUUGCUUCCGGACAGAAAGCAGGAAGACACAGGAAGGCUCAACCGCACGUACGAAUUUGGUCCACGGAGACUCUUCUGACGCUCUACGUUUUUGGAAUGUCUGAAUUUCAACUGGGGGUUGCAGCCCUAGCCUUCUCGCAGUUGAAUGGGGGGAGUUACGUCUUGGUGGUUGAUUCUGGGAGGGAGGCGAUUCUCUCAGUUUGGCAAUGGCAAUGGGGACAUCUUCUGGGCAAAGUAGCCACUCUUCAAGAGGAUCUUACGGGUGCGGCCUUCCAUCCCUUGGACGAUAAUCUCCUGAUAACUCACGGUCGGGGCCAUUUGACUUUCUGGAACCGUCGCAAGGACGGAUUUUUCGAGAGAACCGACAUAAUAAAACCGCCUGCCCGCACUCACGUGACAAGCAUCCAAUUCGAACAGGAUGGGGAUGUCGUUACGGCGGAUAGCGACGGUUUUAUAACCGUUUAUUCGGUAGAUGCGGACGGAGCAUACUUUGUUCGUAUGGAAUUCGAGGCUCAUAACAAAGGUAUAAGUUCUCUCGUGAUGCUUUCCGAAGGCACCUUGCUUUCCGGGGGUGAAAAGGAUCGAAAAAUAGCCGCGUGGGACUCGCUGCAAAACUACAAACGCAUUACCGACACGAAGUUACCCGAAGCUGCUGGGGGAGUUAGAAGCAUUUAUCCGCAGCGACCCGGUCGUAAUGACGGUAACAUUUACGUUGGCACAACGAGGAACAAUAUCCUCGAAGGUUCCUUGCAGCGGAGGUUCAAUCAAGUUGUUUUUGGACACGGGAGACAACUUUGGGGUCUCGCGGUCCAUCCCGAUGACGAAGUAUUCGCCACAGCCGGUCAUGACAAGAACAUCGCUCUUUGGCGUCGGCACAAACUUCUUUGGACCACGCAGGUUGGCUUCGAGUGCAUCAGCAUAGCUUUUCAUCCCUUCGGAGUCGCUCUGGCAGCCGGAUCUUCCGAAGGUCAUCUUCUUGUGUUAGCCGCUGACACGGGUGCCGCUGUUGCCACUCUAAGAGUCUGCGGAUCACCACUUUCUUGCAUCGGUUACAAUCCGACCGGCGAGACGAUUGCUCUUGGUUCCCAAAACGGAAGCGUUUACCUCUUCAGGGUUUCUCGGGAUGGAUUUUCGUACAAGAAAAGCAACAAAAUUCGGGGAGCUCAACCCCUCGUCCAGCUGGACUGGAGUUCCGACAGCAGAUUCUUGCAAACCGUCACGCAGGAUUACGACCUCGUAUUUUGGGACGUCAAAGCUUUGUCCUCGGAAAAGAGUCCUCUGGUCAUGAAGGACGUUAAGUGGUACACGCACAAUUGCAUGGUCGGUUACAUGGUUUCGGGGAUGUGGAAUAACCGGUAUUACCCCCUGAACACCGUACUCUCUACGUCGAGUCGAUCGGCCGCUCACGACAUGCUCGUUUCCGGCGAUGCCGAAGGAUACUUGAGGCUCUUCCGAUACCCUUGUACUAGUACAAAGGCCGAGUAUGCGGAGGAAAAGGUUUACAGUUCGCAGGUGGCCUGCGCACGUUUCCUCUACAACGAUCAAAACGUCGUGACCGUUGGCGGAACCGAUGCCGCUCUCAUGCUGUGGGAAUUGGUUGACGAAUGAAUAAUAUAUUAAUGGCAAGUUUCCGACGGAAAUUAGAUUUUCACCAGUUUUAGAAAAGUACUUUCUGAUUGAUGAGGUGUUCGGGAGACGGAGAGAAAUAAAGUGAUUUGAAAUUAAUGAAAAUCUCUAAACACAAUAUAGCAAUAAAGCGAAUUAACGGAGAUAUAGUCGGAACAAAUUGAAGUAAAAUGGAUUAGGUAUGUAACAUUGAAUUUUAACUAUUAGUUGAUUGAAAAUUGAUGAGAAUUUCAAUUGUCGUAUUCAAGGGGUGCAGGCGCUCCUUGUAUCGUAGUUUGUUAUUAAUUUCUAAGAUCAUACCUAUGAUAAUAAAAAGAUAAAUAUUUAAUCCGUGUUCGAACGUCGCGACCACGUUGAAUUUUCAAUCGAAUUUCGAUUAAUCUAUAUUUAUCUCGUAAAUAAUAGCAUAGAAUAUAGUUUCGUUUUCCUUCUCUCUACGAUUUAGUUAUAAUAAACAACAUAACAAUAAUGAAACUAGCGUAAUUUCUAUACACUAUACGUAAUAGACGUUGAAUAAAAUGUUGCAGGCCAACUAACGCAGAACCGAAAUAAUUUUCAAUUUCUUUUCCAAUUUCUUAUACAAUACUAUACCAAAUGAAUCACCCUGAACAACGAUGUAAAGUAGCGAAGAUUUAUACUGUGAGGCUCGCCGACCAUUUAAUAAUGACCACACACAUAUUGAAAAAGCUUUUGAAUAAAGAAACAUUAUAGGAACAAAAGCAAGUAUUUGAAUGUUUUGAAACUUUUUUAUGGUUCAGAGAAUUUUUGAUUCUAAUAGUCUUUAUAGCAUGAGGUGAUCACUGCCAAAUUCACUUUCAAUUGAACGUACUAGUAUGCAAAAUAGAGAAAAAAAAGAAAAUCCGCCACGCAUAACCCUGCUUCAUAUAAUUCUCUAUAGAGUUUAAAGUGAACACGAAUUAUCUCAUUUUUAAUUAUAAUGUAGCUAUUCAUUAAUCGAUAAAAUUAGGCGCUUUACUCAACAAAUUAAAUAUACGUAGCUUUCACGAAUAUGUCAUAGAGAUAAAAUGCCAGUGAGGAUUUUUGGAUUAAUAGAAAUAAUCAAAAAUUAUGUUAAAUUAAAUUUGCUUUUGUACAAAUAUUGUAGAAAUUUCGGCUUUUCGUCACGUGAUCACGUGUACUUCGGUUGUUAAGAAAAUUGUUGGUUGGAUUUUUCAAAAAUCCUGGGACUGAAUGAGGAGGGUGUACGCGGCCGAGAGUAUAUAAUUAAUUGUAAGCGAAAAAUUGCUACAUUUGACAUUAAAUUAUCAUUAUUAUAUACGAUGGAUAUACUAUACCCACGUAUCGUAGCUGUUAUGAUCUUGUAUGUUCACAAUAAAUAAUAAUGUUUCAGUUUCUAGAAAUGCGUGUUAUCCUUCAUUCCACUAUUUCAUCAUGUUUGUGUUUCUAGUAAAAUUAUAAAUUCAAAAUUUUCAACGUUAUGCCAUUUUUAAGAAAGACAUAUUUUAUUAAUUCAUCGUUACAACGUUUUCAAAUUUUUCUUUCUGUAGUAUAUUAUCAGUAUUAUUGUUACUAUUACAAUAUUAAUGUUCUAUUAUUAUUACAGUUAUUUUUAUUGCUAUCUACGUUCAAGAAAUGACGCAAAAUGAAUUGUUUGUAAUGUUUGAUGCUAUUUUUAUUUGUGCAUCACCAUCAUGCGGGCUACAGAAUCCCAGGUAUAUGGUCGUUGAUUUUCACAUAAGUUAAAAUCCGUUAUAUGUUGAAUGCAUUACUACCGAAAUUUAUUUUUCAAGAAUAAUUUUUUUUUCAUUUGUAAACUAUUCAAGAUGUCAUUUAAUUAUCGUAUUGGGAUAAUGUAUCUUCACCCAUAAAAUAUUUCAACUUGUUGAAUAAAAAAUCAUUCCAAAUUCAGUAAUCUGCAGGUAUUCUGAAGAUAAAAUUUGCAAGCGCUCAAUUUGAAGAAAUAAAAAUGAAGUUUCAGGUUUAGUUAUCUCACAUGAUACGAUAUAAUUGCUGCGCCGAUUUGACAAAUAUGUACUUUCCAAAGUGGGCGUUUUACAUUUAUCGUGAAUGGCAGUAAUUGGGAGACUAAUUAGAAUUUUCAGGUAUAUUAAUAAUUGAAAAGAUAAAAUUCACUUUCUCAUCAAUUCAUAUUUUUCUAUUAUUUUUUCUUUGAAUCAAUACCUUAUUUUU
This is a messenger RNA of Athalia rosae (coleseed sawfly), 5878 nucleotides long. It is a transcript of the gene DCX-EMAP, whose product is annotated as echinoderm microtubule-associated protein-like CG42247. The transcript is spliced from 15 exons. Gene Ontology annotation, molecular function: microtubule binding. Gene Ontology annotation, biological process: microtubule cytoskeleton organization; intracellular signal transduction. The record is from RefSeq and is a predicted model, not a curated record. NCBI's taxonomy places the organism in Eukaryota, Metazoa, Arthropoda, Insecta, Hymenoptera, Athaliidae. Bases 524 to 3709 code for a protein of 1061 amino acids. Gene Ontology annotation, cellular component: mitotic spindle.